Messenger RNA from Ixodes scapularis (black-legged tick), 1896 nucleotides. Its product is annotated as neprilysin-2-like. The transcript has 3 exons. Gene Ontology annotation, molecular function: metalloendopeptidase activity. Gene Ontology annotation, biological process: protein processing. The record is from RefSeq and is a predicted model, not a curated record. Bases 1 to 1896 code for a protein of 631 amino acids. Gene Ontology annotation, cellular component: plasma membrane. Lineage: Eukaryota; Metazoa; Arthropoda; Arachnida; Ixodida; Ixodidae.
AUGAAGAAAUGGGCGAACGCUAAGAAGAAGAAGAAGGAUCUGGACUUUGUACCAAACCAGACCAGUUUAUCAGCGGAACGUCCAGAUAUCGAGACAAGUGAAGAAACCUCUGAAGUAAACCAGAAGACGCAAUUUUGUGUUCUGGUCGCCGUACUUGCUGCAAUCGUAGUGGGGGGAGUGGUCAUCAUUUACGUAUUCAGAAGUUCACCCAUUACCAAGGAUGGUCCUGGGGAGUCCGCAUGCCAUGGUCCGACCUGCAGUGCCGCGGAAAAUAUAUUGAAGAACAUCAUGAACCAGAGCGCUGACCCUUGCAACAAUUUUUACAAUUUUGUGUGUGGAAACUACAAGAAUGACUCAGUUGACAUAUUCUCUAAAAUGACAUAUGAUAUACUGGACGCUGUUGAGAUGGGCUUAAAUCGCGCAGAAGUCAGGCGGAACGGACAAAGUGCCAUGGAAAAGGCAGCGCGUUUAUACACUGUUUGUAAAAAUCAGGGAGUGUCCGGAAUAGAUGACACCGAAGCUCUGAGGGCAUUCAUGAAUGAUACUGGCAUGACGCUAAUUUCAGAAAUAAUCGAAAUAACCAAAGAUAUUUACGAAGCUGAAACAAGAGCAGUCAUAGUUCUGGUUCUUGCCCAAGAGCAUAAAGACGACUCGGCUUUUGUCAGAGGGAGUGAAAUUCAUACUUUAACUCCAAACAUGCAAUCAAAAAGAUGGGGAUACCUGAUAUCAAACCACUCAGGAAACGUCUAUCAAAGCUCGGACCACGUUAGUGUGAACCUCAGAGCUCUGGCCUACAUCGACCUUCUUUACCAGCAAUUUGGAGAUGCCGGAAUGAACCUCCUUGUCGCUUGGGAAGUUCUUCGCCAACUGGCUCCGCUCGCAUCCCCCUCUAUCGCAAAUAUUCACUCGAAACAUUCUACAUCUGGACUAUGUUUGAUUGCCGUCAUCAAAGCCAUGGAAGUGCCAGCGUUAUCUGUGUAUUUAUACAGCGCCGUUCCAUCGGAGGCAAUACGCGCAACGAAUGUCAUGCUGAAGCGCAUUCAAGCCUCUGUAAUUGAAGGAAUAAAAAAAUCCAACUGGCUAGAUGCCGCCCCCAUGUCGGUCGCCUUACAAAAAGUGCAAGCAAUGACAAAGCACGUAGGAUACCCCACGCAUCUGCAGACUGAAGAAGCUGUGAAAGCAUUCUACGAACGCUAUCCGGAUGUUCGAGACAGCUUUCUUGGUCCUUGGUUGCAGGCACUAGAACGAAACAUGCAGUGGUGCAUCCGAGAUAAAGAACACUUCGUAUUCAAUCUCAUACCAGCCAACGCCUUCUACCUUCUAGUUCGAAAUAUUAUGGUCAUUAUGGCUUCGGUCAUACGGCCGCCCGUGUAUGUACUCAAUGGACCCGAGGCUUUCAACUUCGGAGGCCUUGGUCAUGUCAUGGGCCACGAGAUGAUGCACUCCUUUGACGUGGACGGCAGUCAGAGGGAUGCCACGGGAAAACUUACAGACUGGUGGACACCACGUUCCCGGCAGUAUUUUGAAAACAAGACACUCUGCUUGAGGAGGUCACACCAGACGGCCAUCCGACGCCAGGCAAGUUUGCUCAAUUCCACCCUCGACUCCGAGAACAUGGCCGACUUCCUUGGCCUCUCGUCCGCUCUCAAAGCGUUCCAGGAAUAUCCGGACAAUAAGCGCUUCCCCAGCCUGCCUUACAAUUCCAGGCAGAUUUUCUUCAUUUCAUCAUGCGUCAAAUGGUGCGCAGUUCCAGGAAGCCGAGUGGCACCUCAUUACGCGCCAUGGCAACAACGCUGCAACGUGCCACUCAUGAACUUGGACGCGUUUGCUAAUGCAUUCCAGUGCCCUCAGAAUUCGCCCAUGAAUCCUGCAAAUAAAUGUAGUUUCUGGUCUUAG